Sinocyclocheilus grahami is the source of this 2171-nucleotide messenger RNA. RefSeq names its product neuroepithelial cell-transforming gene 1 protein-like. The transcript is spliced from 9 exons. The record is from RefSeq and is a predicted model, not a curated record. The coding region runs from base 192 to 1850 and encodes 552 amino acids. Gene Ontology annotation, molecular function: guanyl-nucleotide exchange factor activity. Gene Ontology annotation, biological process: intracellular signal transduction; positive regulation of Rho protein signal transduction. NCBI's taxonomy places the organism in Eukaryota, Metazoa, Chordata, Actinopteri, Cypriniformes, Cyprinidae.
UACAGCGCACACACAGAGAGUGUGUUUAGAAGUUAGAAAGCUCCACUCAGGCGGACAAUCAUGAGUUGGGGGGGGACGGUGAAGUUUUCAGACCCCUUAUGUUAAAUCACGUAUUUAUUUAAGAAUCACUUGUGGAUUAUUGCCGACCCUUGGAAAUAACAGAAAUCAACCAGUGGAUUUUAUUGAAAGAAAUGGUGGCUUACGAUGAACCUUGUGUGGUACCUAUCAAACGGACUUUACAGAAGAUAGACUACCAGAACCAGACUUACAAAGAACUAGAGGAACCCUGUACUAAGCGUGUGCGGCCUCUCGGCCGAGUGACCUCGCUGGCGAACCUCAUCUCUCCUGUGAAGAAUGGGGUCGUCCGACGCUUCGGCCAGACCCUCCAGGCCUCAUUUCGGGGCGAUGGGCGGUCUCCGGGCGUGCCCCAGCAGAAACCCUGCAGCAAGGCCGUGGCUCCCACGCCACCCAAGCGACGCAACAGCACACUCUGGUCCGAGACCCUGGACGUCCAUCAAAAAGGGACCUUUUCCACCAAAGAGAUUAAGAGACAAGAGGCUAUUUUUGAGCUGUCUCGAGGUGAACAGGACCUGAUUGAAGACCUGAAAUUAGCCCGAAAGGCUUACCAUGACCCAAUGUUAAAACUUUCUAUCAUGUCCGAGGAGGAGUUGACAGCCAUCUUUGGAGACUUGGAUGCUUAUAUUCCUCUUCAUGAAGAUCUUCUCGCUCAGUUGGCGAAGGCUACAGGCCCAGAUGGCACAGUGGGACAGAUCGGCAAGAUUGUUGUGGACUGGCUGCCAAGGUUAAAUGCUUACAGGGCAUAUUGCAGUAACCAGCUGGCCGCCAAAGCCUUGCUUGAUCAGAAGAAACAGGACCCAAGAGUUCAGGACUUCCUACAGCGCUGCCUUGAGUCACCUUUCAGCAGGAAACUAGACUUGUGGAGCUUCUUAGACAUCCCUCGUUCACGACUGGUCAAAUACCCCCUUCUUCUGAAAGAGAUUUUAAGACACACACCACCAGAUCACCCAGACACAGCAAGCCUUGAGCAGGCGAUAAGCAUCAUUCAGGCCGUGUUGGCUGACAUAAACAUGAAGAAAGGAGAGUCUGACUGUCAAUACUAUAUCGAUAAGCUGGAAUAUUUGGAUGACAGACAGAAAGACCCUCACAUAGAUCAGUGCAAGAGCCUGCUUUGCCACGGGGAACUUCGCAACAAAAGUGGCACGAAGUUGCAUGUGUUCCUCUUUACGGAGGUUCUGGUCUUGACCCGGCCUGUGACGCGGAAUGAUCGGCAUUGUUUCCAGGUGUACCGCCAGCCAAUCCCAGUGCAGGAUCUCGUAUUAGAAGACCUGCAGGACGGAGACGUCCGCAUGGGUGGCUCAUUCCGAGGAGCCUUUAUUAAUGCCGAUAAAGCCAAGAACAUCUUCCGGGUACGCUUCCAGGACCCAUCUCAGGGCCAGUCCCAUACACUGCAGGUCAAUGACAUCUUCCACAAGCAGCAAUGGCUCAACUGCCUCCGCACUGCCAUGUCGACCCAGAAAGAUUCGCCACUCCAUGAGAACGAAUCCUUGUCCACCCCUGCAAGUAAUGACAUUUGUACCAAACGGCGCUCGUCUUCUGUCUCCGCCAUCAUCCAUAUGGAAGAGACCGAUGAGAACUGUCCACGGGCCGCGGCCUCCGCCCCUUCCUCCCCCAGCUCCGAGGAGCCCCCGAGUCCCACUCCCUCCGCAACCUCCACCCUCUCCUCAUCCUCUUCAUCCUCUUCAAUUUCCGCCCCCUUCCAGCCCCGUAAAUCCAAAAAGGACAAGCGUUCAAUCUGUUCACUGGGUAAGAGGAAGGAGACCAUGGUGUAAAGACUGAGCUAUCCCAGGGUGCACAUGGAGUGGCACCGUGUGGAGGACUUGUAUUUAUGUGUGUGUACGGACUGUGUGUUUCUACAGCAGUGUUUUUGUGUUACUGUCCACAAUGGCAGCUACUAUUACCAAUCCCUCCCCCCAAAACCCUCCCAGGUCCAUGUGGGCCGCACCAGUACCAGAAAGACAGUAUUUGUGAGGCAACUGUGUGGAUCUCAAGGGAUCGAUGUCACAUCCCACACACUUUAAAUCACCAUGCUGAUUUGUGUGAAAGCGCAAGAUCACACAUCUAGGUCUUGUUUACUGUUAGUUUGGUCAUAA